CUCCCUCCCUCCCCCUCGCUGGUGUGAUUAGGAGAUGGAAGUGGGAGCCAAUUAGACAUUUGAUUGAUGAAAACCACAAAGAAAUGGAAAAUACUUCUUCUUCUUCUUCUCUAGGAUCGUUGACCGGCAAGAAACGUCAAAGAGACCAAGAGUCAUCAGUUCCCCAAAGCCAAGCCUCUGAUCACGCUCUCUCACUCGAGGAGAGUUUGACGUUUAGCGAUACUUUGGUUGCUCUGCGAAUAAUGCGCGCUCAAUUUCCUCACCUCGACAAGGUCUCAGUUCAUCCUUUUAUUUUACGAUCACAAUUGUAUAGCAGCGUAAAGGACAGAACUCAAGUGGACAGGGAACUAGAGUUGUUGAGGAGGGAAAGAGUUCUGCGUGUUUUCAAACUAAACACUGGGCAAGAUGAUCAUGCCAUUAUGUUUAUAGAUGACUAUUUGAAUCAGAUUAAGCGUGCUGUGACAAGAAUGCAAGCAAAAAAGCAAGAUGAUCUUGUAGUUUUCAAGUGGUUCAAGACUUAUGUUCUCGAUUCAAAGCUGGAAACGAGUAUCGGACAUGAAGAGCUUUGUUCAUUUCUAUCGUCAGGGGGAAAUGUGAAGGAUCAACACAUCUCGCUGUUAAUAAGUGCUGGCCUUCUCACUCGGCAACUUAUCGAUCCAAAUUUGUACUGGUUUGCAAUUCCCAAUAUUGGAUCGCUACUCAAGGGCCUGUCUCAGGAGCUCCAGACUUCUGUACUAAGUUGGUAUGCCAAUAAAUGCUGGGAGUAAAGGGUCAUCACUUUGAAAAAGGAGAAACAAGGGGGAAAGUGGUACAGUUGCUGCAUAUGGCUUAAGCUUCUCUAAGUAGUAAUUGUCUAAUCAGUUUCUUUGGUAGUUUAUGAGCAUCUCUGAGCUGCAUUAACGCUGCAAAAUACUCGUGUUGGACACCCGACACUCGACCAACGGUUUGGAAUCCCUGUUGACAUGUUUAGUUGGACAGUUGUAGGCAGAUGUGUUUUGUUAUUCGAGUUUGCUACAAACUAGGCAUAGAUCUCCUGUAAUAUGUACGAAAUGUCCGAAAGGUACCUCUUAAAUUACCAAUAACCCCGAUCAAACGAAACAGUUAUCCUUUAGGAUUGAAUAUCCUGGCGUGUCUCCAUGUCCUAGAGAUAGAAACGAGAUGAACACGACGCUUACGCUUAGACAUCUACCCGCACCGAACACACUCACCUGAGUAUUGUUGUACUAUUGUUGUACUAUCUUUAGUGACUUGGAAGAUGACCUUGAUGUUAUGUUUCUUUAAUAGGUUUUAGUUUAAAUAUACCAUGAUUGCACAGUAUAGUAUGAGGUCACUGAAAUCUAUCAAGUUGACCUGAUAACUGGAAGAUUAAGGAAACAUCCAACUAACUGCAAGUUGAUUUACAGGUAUAAAAUAAUAGUGGUCCAGGUAGUAGUAGCUGGUUACUUGAUGAGAAACACACAAAGGCAGAGAUCUGAUUACAUCACGGCAAAUUAGCGGAGUCCAGCCCUCAUUCGAUAGGAUCCUUAGCUCUUGCUCUCAAUCCUUGCUCUUGUGGAUUUUAGUAGUUUGUAAUAUUUUUGAAAGACGCAUUACGUUACUAAGGUCGAGCCAGUACUUUGUUGGCUCCGGCUUUCCCGUGAAAUUAUUAUUAUUGUUAUUAUUAUUAUUAUUAUUC
Rhododendron vialii is the source of this 1675-nucleotide messenger RNA. RefSeq lists its product as uncharacterized. Gene Ontology annotation, biological process: protein phosphorylation. The transcript has 9 exons. The record is from RefSeq and is a predicted model, not a curated record. Gene Ontology annotation, molecular function: protein serine/threonine kinase activity. The coding region runs from base 84 to 767 and encodes 227 amino acids. NCBI's taxonomy places the organism in Eukaryota, Viridiplantae, Streptophyta, Magnoliopsida, Ericales, Ericaceae.